AGAGGAUGAUGCGCAGCUGACGCGUUUUUCGACGCGAGGAAUCCUCGACGAAGACGAGGUUGAGUAGACUCGUUUUCAAUUUUGCGUCCUUCCUGUAUAUAAAGCCUGGGCUCGACUGUAUCCCGUUCAUCGGGAAGCGCUGUCAGAGUGUGGUGACUCGAAAAGAUGAUUUCUAUUCAGUCUAACUCUAGAGCUCUGUCGUUUUCUUUCUUUUAUACUCUGUGUGUUUUCAUGAAACUGCUGCGCUAGCGAGCACUGAUCCAAUAUGGCGUUUGUUUUAAAAUGAUGUUAAUUUGUCCCAUUUGUAUAACGUUAACGGUCUUUACUCCAUAAAGCGGAAUUAUAGUAAGCUACAUCACUCGCAAAGCAUAAAAAACACUACAAAUUGCUGCCUAAAAUUAAAUAGUAGUACGAUCAAUGAGUGGUUUCAAAAUAAUCAAUGGCAGAUUCACAUUUUAUUGCUGCUAUUCAUGUAAUCAAAACAUUGCACUUAAACUUGAAAUUUGCAGAGAUGGCCACUGUUAUACAGAAAUAUAGCUUAACAUAUACUAAACAUAUUUACAUAACUAAAUGUGUCUAGCAUUGUAGAUAUCUAAAGCGUUCAGUUUGACACCAGUCAAAAAAAUUUUUCCUCAUUACACCAAAUUCACAAAAAUAUUACACCAUAUUAAUAACCUAAAUUCAUGCAGAUUUGUAGGUUAUCUUUGGCUUGGGCUCUUGAUUUGUAUGUGUGUAUGUCUGUCAGAUUGAGAAUAAAUGGAGGAGGAAGAGAGAGAUGUGGAGGAUGUUCUUCAGUCUGAGAGAGAGGAUGCACAGCCUGAACACAUAAGAGAUGGACUGCAACAUGACAAAAACUCAAAAGCUGAAGAAAAUGCAGAUGUACAAGAGCUUCCACCAGUCAUUCCAGCCUCAGAAACUGUAGCAGCCAAUCAGAAGCCUUCCACAGUCCCGACGCAAAUGGACAACUUAAUUAUACUUGACCAAAACGGACAUCCUAUUCAAUAUGAUCGGGUGGUGAUUGUGACAGGGGGGAAUGGACAAUUAUAUGGUGUCCCAUCUGUGUCUAUGGGGGCCGCUCAGAUGUUACUACCUCAUGGUCAGCUGUUGAAUGUCGCAAAGUCAUCAGGUGUCUUUGUGGAGAAAAGACAGCAGACAAUCAUCACAUCCAUAAAAGACAGUGAUGGCACUCAUAGUUUAGCUGCAGUGGCAGCUCAGAAUGUCACUGGUAUUAAAAUUCACAGGAAAAGUCCUCCUGAUGUAUUUGAGCCUCCAGUGAAGCCACUUCCGCCUGGGGCACCAACCUGGGCUCUGAGACUGCGCCGGUGUGAGAAGAUCGGUGACUCGUACCGUGGUUACUGUAACACAGAGGCAGAGCUGGAAGCCAUUCUGCUUCUACACAAGCAGCAGACCCACGCCGUGUUUGGCACCCGUCAGUCACCCUCACUGGCUAAACCUGCCACCAGACUCAUGUGGAAAUCACAGUAUGUGCCCUACGAUGGCAUUCCCUUUGUUAAUGCAGGAAGCAGAGCUGUUGUGAUGGAAUGCCAGUUUGGUCCACGGAGGAAGGGUGUUCAACCUAAAAAAGGGUCUGAGCAAGAAACAAAUCAAAACAUCCUCUACAAAGCAACCUGCCCUGCCAGAAUAUAUAUCAAAAAAGUACGAAAAUUCUUGGAGUACAAGGUUCCAACAGAUCCCAAAGUGGACAAGAAGGUAGUGCGGCAAGAGCAGGAGAAAGCCUUCUUCAACCUCAAGAAGACUUUAUGGGAUGUUGGAGGCGUUGAAAGGUAUUACAUCCAGCUCCCCACAGAGAAAGCCCACCUGUACCACGACGUGGACACUGCAAACCUGCCUCCACUUCCAGAGCAGAUCUGCUUCGCAGAGGAACAACAAAAUGAAGAGGAAGAGACAGAGGAGCUGGAUGUCCUGAUGGAAGAUGGGACACCCCUACCCUCUCGACUACACCCGCUCGUAGCAGAGAAGAUCUGUGAGUUGGUGGCACAAGGUCAUAAUGAAGUUUACACUGUCCGCAAGCAGCUCAGGAGGUUUGUGGAACGUGAGAUGUUCAAAUCGGAGGAAGUGCCUGAGAGACACAAUCUGUGUUACUUUCCCACUGUCAUUGACAUCAAGAACCACAUCCACGAGGCUCAGAAAGCUCUUCAGAUGACUACGGGACCACUGGCUACCUCAGACACAGAAUGGAAAGCAGAGGCUAAUAACUUGCUUCCGGAGACUUUGACUCCUGCUACUGUGGGCGUAUCCUCUCAGAAGGAAGGGCUCCUGGAAGGAAGUGAUACUCUUUCUCCAGAGGCUGUGCAGCUCUUCAGCUCUCUCACCUCACUGCAGCCCAGGAUCUUUGCACAUCUCCAGGCAAUCCAGCUACAGCCUGCCUUGUGUCCAGUGGAAGAAACUGCUCAACCUACAGCAGCACCACCAGAAGCCCAAGAGCUGUCCAGCCCUGCGCCCCCACAGCCUGUCCUGCUGAGUCCGUCCCACUUCCUGCAAUCGAGUCCCAGUGCUGGUGAAAGCGUAACUGUGUGUGAAGGCAUGAGUCAGCUGGUGAGCGUGGCCUCGGCCGCUGAAGGUGGCAUCACACAAAUCCUGUUGGAGGAUGGACAGGCUAUUCCUGUCCAGAUUGUAGACCCUGCAAGCAUAACUUUGACUCCCUCAGCGGACGAAACUCCAGUAAAAUAGGACGGUGGAUGUGUCAGUGGAUGUGUGAGCAGAGUCAGAGGCUGGAAACACAACAGUGGGAAAAGAAAACAACAUUCUGAGCUCUUUGAUGACUGGAGGAUUCAUUCAUUGUAUCAUAUACAGUAUUAUGUGAACACGGACUUGUAUGCAAUAUUGAUAUGUAGUAUUAUUAUUUUUUCCCCAUAUAUUAUAAUUUCCCAUUAUUGCUAUUUUAAUUUAUUAUGGUGACAACAAGAGAAAAAAGCAAUUUCUCAUUAAAAGUCUAACUGAAUAAAUGAG
Sinocyclocheilus rhinocerous is the source of this 2970-nucleotide messenger RNA. RefSeq names its product calcium responsive transcription factor (gene carf). Gene Ontology annotation, molecular function: RNA polymerase II cis-regulatory region sequence-specific DNA binding; DNA-binding transcription factor activity, RNA polymerase II-specific. The transcript has 14 exons. The record is from RefSeq and is a predicted model, not a curated record. The coding region runs from base 757 to 2691 and encodes 644 amino acids. Gene Ontology annotation, cellular component: nucleus. Gene Ontology annotation, biological process: regulation of transcription by RNA polymerase II. Lineage: Eukaryota; Metazoa; Chordata; Actinopteri; Cypriniformes; Cyprinidae.